AUUUUAUCAUCCUCAUGGACUCGUUGUCUAACCGAAAUAUUGAUGAUAGUUUUGGAGAUCACAGGGAGAGUUAUAGUCAACAAGACUAUUAUUCUGUCAAUCAAGAUGAUAGCUCUUCUGGAUUAGGAAGCCUCCGAAAUAGAAGAUCGAGACCUAGAAACAGCACUGUCCGUAAUUUUAAAGGAAAGCUGACUGAAGGGGACAGCAUCAUUGAUGAAGAGGAAAAUGUGCAUCUUAAUGUUGAAGAAGAGUCUAACGGUACAGACCUAUUUCAAAUCGAUCAGCUCUUACAGGAUUUUAAUGCAGAUGAAUUCCUGAAUCCACCUCCUUUAAGAGAUAGAAUUGUGUUUUAUCUCCUAAGAUUUAAAGCUGGUCUUCCAAUGUUUACAACUCUAUUACUGAUAUACGGAAUAGGGCUCUCAUACUUCCUUACCUAUCUGCUGCCAAUAGUCUACAGUGAAAAUAGAGAUAACUCUGAAGAAUCUGAAUCUGUGAAGAGAUCAGAGGUCUAUACUUUCAUCAUUCUAGUGAUUCUCUUUAUUUCUUUCAUGUUUCUUAUUUCCUUCUCGUUGUACAAAGCAUCCUAUACAGAUCCUGGUUCGACUAAUAAUCCCCAAGAGUGGGAUAUCAAAGAUACUGAGACUAUAUUCGCUAGUUCUCAGCCUGUUGAAGAGGUCUUCGCAAGAUCCCAUGGAAACAACAACCAAAAGGAACUUUCCUUCAGCAAUAAUGAUCCAAAUUCUUACUUGAAUAAUGUUGGAAAAUUGAGAUACUUCGAACUUCAGGGUAGGCAAGCGAAGAGAGUCAUUCUCAAAAAUAUAUCAAAUUUUAAGCCAUUGAACGAGUCUGAGAUGAACUACCCGGUUUCUCAACAAAUAUUUUGUGGUGUUGAGUCUGAUGUAACCCAAGCUAUUAGACGAAGAUAUCGCAAGAAAAUGCAAGAAUUUAACUUAGAUGAGACUAGUCCUGCUAUCAAUGAUGAUUCAAACAGGGCAUAUGAGGGCCAAUUUAGAACAGGACAAGAUUUGAGAAAGCCAAAAUUACUUCAGACUCCAAAAACGUUUGAAGAUGAAAGAAUAUCCCACCUUGAUGUUGAUAGGCAUUUUAACCUCAAGAGGAAUUUGGAUACAAACUUUCCUAUUUUUACAAAAACAUUUGAGAAUAAAAAGGAUGGCUCUGAAAGGAUCUGUAUAAAAUGCUUGAAGAAAAAGCCUGAUAGGUGCCAUCACUGUUCUGUUUGCAACGUCUGCACACUUAUGAUGGAUCACCACUGUCCUUGGGUCAACAACUGUAUAGGGUUCUAUAAUUACAAGUACUUCUUCUUGUUGAUCAAUUAUUGAAUGAUCAGUGCAUGGUUUAUCAAUAUCACAUACUGGGAAGAGUUUGUAAGAGUCCUUGCAUCAGUUACUACUUCUAAUAUCUACCUGCUAGUAGUAUGCACUACAUUCAUGUUUUCAGUGGUGAUGUCUAUAAUCCUGACCUGCUUUUGAAUUUUCCAUUUCAGAUUAAUAAUGACGAACUACACAACAUUGGAGUAUUGAGAAAAGAAGCGGGAAAAGGAAUCCACAUGGCAAGUGUCGCCUUAUGAUCUCAAAACUGCAACUCAGAACAUUAAAUCUAAGCUUGGAUAUGAUCCUCUUUUCAAGCUGCUUUUUCCACUCAAGCCCAACCUUCAGAGCACAGGGACUUCUUUUCCCGUCACCGAGAGAUUCAUAGAUGAGUUUGAAAUGAGUAGAGAUAUGGCCCAUGAAGACGAAAGUGAAAUUCUCAGAGAUUUUUAAGCAAUAUUCCUAAAUAAAGUGGCAGCAUUAGUUUAAAAAUAUUCACUUUAUAAUC
Messenger RNA from Moneuplotes crassus, 1836 nucleotides. NCBI's taxonomy places the organism in Eukaryota, Ciliophora, Spirotrichea, Euplotida, Euplotidae. The record is from the annotation of a GenBank genome assembly.